Molecule: messenger RNA, 873 nt
Organism: Naegleria gruberi
Lineage: Eukaryota; Heterolobosea; Eutetramitea; Acrasida; Naegleriidae
Exons: 3
Coding region: 1-873 (290 amino acids)
Source: RefSeq, a predicted model, not a curated record
AUGUCAUCCUCCAGAUCAUUGUUGUUGACUCAACUCGUCGCAACAUGUUGUUUCUUGUUAUUCUGUUAUUCAACAACAAUUACUUUCGCCAAUGCCCAAGAUUUAACUGGUUUAACAAAGUGUGCUAGUUAUGGAAACCAUUUUAUUCAAUGGACUAUUUCUAAUAGAGCUGAUGGUACUCCAUACUUACGUGCUCGUUAUAUUAAAAAAGGAGGUUACAAUGGUUGGGCUGCUUUCGGAUUUAGAUAUGGUUACGCUUGGUCUCAACCUGUUGCUGAUCCAGACAAUCAACAACAACCAGACAAGAUGGGUGAAGACACUAAUCCAUCUACUCUCUACAUGGUUUACAGAAAUCCACAAACCGAUGCUCACAAUUUUUAUGAAUUGAUGGCUACUGCAAGUGACACUCCAUCAAAUGUUGCUAUUGCUGAUUAUGCUACUUCUAACGUUACAGUUCGUUCCUCCACCACCACUGGUCAUAUUCACUUGUAUUUUGAACGUGAUUUGGUUGUUAAGAAGGGUUCCAAGAAUUACUUUAAUUUCAAUGCUACUAGAACUGAUUGUAAUCUCAUGUUUGCUACUGCUGAUAAUGCUGCAAUUACUAGUAUUAAUGAUUUUGCCAAUUCUCAACACAAUUCUGCCAAGAUUUUAAAGUAUAAUUUCAUUUCUGAAACUGGAAUUGAUGCUGGCUCUGUUUCUCGUAGUUGUGCUGAUUCUGUUUAUGCAAGUGCUAUGCCUGCUUAUCGUACUCCAAAGGUUAUUGUUGAACCAAGUUAUGGAAAUACCAAGAAUGAGGCUCCACUUUCUCAAUCUAUUUUCCUCGUUGCUUAUAUUUUGGGAGCUAUGGUUUUGGGCUUGUUUGCUUACUUUUAA